Molecule: messenger RNA, 2147 nt
Organism: Penicillium brasilianum
Lineage: Eukaryota; Fungi; Ascomycota; Eurotiomycetes; Eurotiales; Aspergillaceae
Source: the annotation of a GenBank genome assembly
GAACCAAGCAUCUCAUGGAUACCCCAGCUUUCUAAUCUACGAUCGGCGUUAUCAUCACAUGACAGUCUUAUCGCAGAGCUGGUUCUUUGUCGCCCAGCUGUUGGACUAAAUCCGCUGUCCAGAAUCCCCAGUCAAGGGUUCAACAAGCUAACAGACAUAUUCAUUCCUUACUCACUUCAACACUCAUUGAAUUCCCAACGGCUUCGGCAACAUCACCAUGAACUCACGCCCCCAUUGAUUCACCUAGCACCAUGAAUUCCGUCGAUGCUUCCGAGCAUUACGAGCUCGGCGCGACAGAUCUCGCACCCUCUCUUCUCACCGUCGUCCUUGAUACGAACCCGCAUGCCUGGGCAGCGCUGGAAAACUCGCUCCCACUUUCAAAAGCCGUCGCCAACAUCCUCGUCUUCAUCAACGCUCACCUCGCUUGUAACUACGCAAACGAGGUCGCCGUGGUCGCUUCCCACACUACAAAGGCAACAUGGCUAUAUCCAGUCCAUAAUGGCACCCCCUCGCCAGCAUCCGCAGAUCUAGACGGAGACGUUUCAAUGAAUGGAGACAACGGAGCAGCAACACAGACCAACAAAUACCGCCCAUUCCGCAUGGUGGAGGAGCAAGUCACGAGGAAACUGAAAGAACUCAUGGACUCGACAACCAGCGAUGAUCUCCGCGGUAAUACAUCAACCAUGCUCGCCGGUGCUCUGACAUUAGCACUGAGCAAUAUAAACCGUCGAACCAUCGCCUGGGCCGAGGAACAUGGUGGCGCAGACUUGGAAGACGCCGCUGGCGAUGGCGGCCGCGGGGCCGCAGGUGCAGCAACAGGAACCGGACCCGGCCGGUACUCCGCUUCAAACGACGACGAGCGCCUCCAAAGCCGAAUUCUGAUCGUCUCCGUUAGCGGGUCCAGCGACUCGGCACACCAAUACAUUCCCGUUAUGAACAGUAUCUUCGCCUGCCAGCGCCUCCACAUCCCCAUCGACGUGUGUAAACUCAGUGGCGAUGCGGUGUUCCUACAACAGGCCUGCGACGCUACCAAGGGAGUGUACAUGGCUCUCUCCGAGCCGCGCGGGCUCCUGCAGUAUCUGAUGAUGGCGUUUUUGCCGGACCAGCGCUCACGCAGACACCUGGUUCUUCCGACACGAGUAGAUGUGGAUUUCCGCGCGGCUUGCUUUUGUCACCGGCGGGUGGUGGAUAUUGGUUACGUCUGCUCCAUCUGUCUCAGUAUCUUCUGUGAACCACCUCCUGGAAAUGAGUGUUUGACCUGCGGUACUCAGCUAGACGUGGGUGACUUUGGCUCCAAGCCGGCUCUUAUUCCCAGAAAGAAGAAAAAGAAAAAGCGAGCUAAUGGGACUUCAACGGUUGGGACUCCCAUGUCAACGGGGACCCCGACGCCAGGCCCUGGAUGAUAAAAAAAAACUGGAAGUAUCUAGAAUCUAAAGAAAGAAAAACCGAAAUAAUUUAGAUAGCUGCCAUUCUCGCUGGACUCGAGAUGCCAAACAUACGCUGCAAUACGACAACGAGAAUUUGCCUGAGCAGAUGAAUCGAAUUUUCUAGGGUAUCGAGGAAAUCAAAGCCAAAUUGACCUAAUGCCCAGAGCCCCUAAACUUGAUCCACAAACACACUAACCACCAGCCAAUGUAUUCACUGCCUGCAAAGGGAAGGCGAAACGAGAACGGACCAGAACAUAAGCAUGGCAAAGAAAGGACAAUGCCACCUGUGCAAAAGGGUCAAUCCUGGUCACUAUGCAGGAAGAAAAUGCCGAGAACUCGUAGAGGCCGAAACGCAAAGACAGAUUCAAUGGGAUGAAGGGCGGGCAAUAGUCAGAUCUGCUAGGCAAUUGUAAAAGCACUGAAUGAAGCGGACGUAUUCAAGAGACCCCCCGUAGCAUAGGAUCCAGCAGGCAUGCUUUUGAGGAUUGACUUCUCAAGCACUCUAGGAGUCCCUAUCCCCCUUUCGCUUCCUCUUCUUGUACUCUCCACUGUCCGUCGAUCUGGUUGAUAGUGAAGGGACAGUAUUAGUAGCCACAGCGAAAGGGAAACGUAGCGCAGACAUAUCCUACUUUGGAGGUCGAAUCAUGACUCCUCCCUGGGCGACAGCACCACGACGAGGGCUGCGAGACAUGAGACAAGAGGGCGCUUGGUCGUAACAGG